AUUUGCACUAAACAUCGGAUUAGAGUCUUCUUUACGAGUUUGAAAACAACUGAAACAUGAACCUAAACUCCAAGAAAAAGUCUACUCGAGUCUGUGUUGGGUUAUUUUUCUUACUUGGAGGAACCGAAUAUGGUGAGAGUUUUUCUUGAUACGUCUGCAAACAAGGAAAACCUGUACGUUUAUGCAUUCCAUCAUGACCGAAAAGCCGAAUAGUUGUAAAAAUCUUAAAAAGUUUUUCCAAUUCUUUAUUGGAAAAAUUGAUUGAAACUGAGAAAAAGUAGCAAAAUUCAGCCGAGAAAAUUAAUUUAAACCUUAACACAUGUAGCUGAGGUGUACAUUUAGCUAACACUAAGAGCUAUGAAUCAGCUAUAAACAUAGCGCUUAAUUGGACAUGAUAUGACUCACGAUGACCUCUUUUCGUAAACACACACGAAAAAAAACUUUGGAAAGCGAUGGAAGCAAAAUAACUGGUUAGAGGCUGUAGUUUAGUAAUGAGUUAAAGAGCAGAUAAAUACGAGACUAAAAAUAUCUGGGUGUUACGAAAACUAAGACCCUCGAAAACUAAGACCUAAGACCUAAGAUCCGUCUUAGUUUUCGAGAUUACGAAAACUAAGACCCCCUAAAAUCGAAUCCGUCGAAAUAUAAAGUCAAAUUGUAACCGAAAUAGGUCUGAUCUGUCAAAUUAUAUCAUGUUCGAUCCUUUCCACCGAGUUUUAGGUCAAAUUUAACGGUAAAUUUAGGGGUCUUAGUAAGACCCCUCUUAGUUUUCGUAAUAAUGAAAACUAAGACCCCCACCAAAACAAUCUCUAAAAUUUCUACAAAGUCGAAUUACGACCGUUUGAAGACAUAUUUCGAUGGAUUCGAUUUUAUGGGGUCUUGGUUUUCGUAAUCUCGAAAACUAUGACGGGUCUUAGGUCUUAGGUCUUUGGUCUUAGUUUUCGUAACACCCAAAAUAUCUAGGAAAGCUGGUCUUUGAUUGGUCAAUAGGCGAAGCGUUCGCUAAUGUUUUUAUGCAAUUUUCUUUUAUUUUUACAUGUGAUAAGUGCAUGAUCUGAUGGUGAUAUGUGUGGGGUUACCACUGUUAAAUAAAUAAUCAUUGAUUUUUUUCUUUAAAAUCUUGUCCAUAGCUGUCAUUCUCCCCACCUUAUGGCUGUAUCUGGAGCAUAAAUUUGAUGCCGAGCCAUGGUUUUUUGGAGUGGUGUUUUCAGCAUUCUGUUUCUCAAAUUUAAUAGCAAGUCCUUUGUUUGGUUUCUGGGUGGACUACACACAGAAAACCAAAACUGCCAUAUUGUUUGCAAAUCUGUUUGAAAUAGGAGGUGAGUCAACAUUGUAAGUUUUUUUUGGGAAUAAAAACUUGGCCACCUGGGAAUGGGUACUUCUCAAAUUCCAGGUAGCUCUAAUCCUGUGCGUGCUAACUGGAAACAGAGCAAAACUUUUUGGGGGUUUAAAAGUGGAGCUGCCUUCUUGACUUUUUUCUUUCACCUUUUCCCUUUCCCACCUUUUUUUUUGCUCAUUCUUUUUCUUUCCUUUUCCUUGGCAUUUGUACAUAGGGUUCAUUUUUACGGGAAAGGUUUGGGGAAAACUUUUAGGAUUUUAGAAUUAGCUGGAUUGCAGAUCUUCAAGCUCAAGAUCUUCAUUGAAACUUUUGGGUCAACUUUAUUGUCAGUUUUUCUAUGGCCUGUUUGACUGAAUCAUGCUCAUUCAGGUUGUUUCUCCCUGCACAAGUUUGAUGUCAAAGUUCUUUAUGACUGUUUAAACUGAUGGCAGUUGUUUCUUGUGUGCAAAGUCCUUAAAUAUUUGUCUAAGGUAGUUUUACAUACAUGCAGGGCUAAAAUAGUUUUUGGAUGGUGACCGGACACAAUCACCGGCAAAAGAAAUUUUUGCUCAGUCAUCUUAUUUUUUGGACUGGUCAAAAACUUUGAAAAAAGGUGAACUAAUCCUUGUGUAAUUGAAUCAGUGAACAUAAUUGUAUUUUUACAAAGAGACAAAAUCUAAGAUUUACAGGUAUGGAUUUGGAUCUUUUCUCAGGACAUGCAUGAAUGGUCAACAUGACUUGCGGCUUGAACUUUUGAGCCCUUUACAUGUGAUUAAAAAACAAUCCAGUGGCUUUGUUCAUGGAUUCCUCUAUUCUCCUCUGGACUCCCAUUUUCUCUUCUCUAGGUUCCACUCUCUCUGGGCCCAGAAUCAUUUUCUCUCAAAAUUUUAAACUUUUUUUCAGUGUUGUAACCAAAGAGUAAAAUUUUAGUUUACAACAAUUUGUUUUAUCUUUCAGGAAAUUUCUUGUAUUGUAUUGCUUGGUCCAAGUACUGGGUGCUUGGUGCACGACUUGUAGCAGGUUUGUUGUAAAAAUCUUUAAAAAAUGAGAAGGAGUGUAUUGUCAGGUUUAAAAAACUGGAGGCAAAACAGAGAGUUUUUACACCUGAUAAUUCACGACUGUGAGUUUUUUGAACAGUUUCAAAAUCUCUGGUAUAGAUCAAUUAUUCUUUCUUACACUAACAUUAAAUUUUAUAUUUGGUAAUAUUUUGGUCUAAAAAUUGGACGUAAAGUUUAGCAGUGUCUUUUUCAGAUAUAAACAACAACAAGUUUAUUUCAGAUUAAAUAUAGCUUACAAAGCUUGUGCCCAGAAUUAGCGAAGGCUAUUCGAGGCGGGUACAAGAGAAAAAGAAAAUUCUAUAGAUAUAAAUAUAUAUAUAUAUUAAACGAACAAUCCUAGAAGCAAUCUAGUUUGUCGUGCGGUUUAUAGCCAGAGUGAGACAGGAAGGCAGACUGUACUUCAUACGGAAGUACACCAUGUUAUGACUUUGAGAAUUGCCCUGUAAUAUCAGAAACUCUAAUAUAAUCGUCCUCUUUUUCCAGUAUUUCAAAGAGUUUUCUCUUUAGUUUGCUUUUGAAUUGAUUUUUUUUAAGUGUUUUGCUAGAAAGUGAAAUACAAAAGACACUCAUUAAACAUACCGUAUUUAUUCGAAUAAGCGCCCAACCUCGAAUUAGCGCCCACCUCGAAUAAGCGCCCAUCCUAAGGGCAGAAAAAGUUGAUAAGCGCCCAGCCUCGAAUAAGCGCCCACCCCCUUCUCCUCCCAAUCAAACUCAAAUAAGCGCUCACCCCCACCUCACCCACUUGAGUGAAUAAAUUCUAAUAAGAGACUUCCCGGAGGACGGAGUUUUCUUCAGAGUAUUAUGCAGAAACCUUUCUUUGUUACUUCUUCCCGUUUUGUUAUUAGCAUUUAUUGUUUUGUUGCAAAAUAAACAUACUUCACUUGCUGAAAAUAGUGAAAAUUUAAUAAGCGCCCAGCCUCGAAUAAGCGCCCACCUCGAAUAAGCGCCCACUCUCAAGGUCCAAAAAUUUAAUAAGCGCCCAGGGCGGUUAAUCGAAUAAAUACGGUAUAUAAGUUCUUUUGUUUUUUCUUUAUGAAUUAUUAAUGAGUUUUUGCAGUAAAAUGCUAUAUCAGAUUGGUUUUGUUGCUGCUGACACUAAGACUUCACUGUAAUAUUAAAGUUCACAAAUACAGUCAUGCGAAGUUUGCAGACUGAGGGGAUAUAAGUCAAGUAAUUAAAUGAUAAUACUAUAAUAAUUAUUGUAUUAUUAUUUAAUUACUUGACUUAUAAAUGACAAUACAAUUAUUGUAUAGUCAUUUAUAAUAAUUAUUAUACCUUUGUUGUAGUUUAAACUGAAAGUCAAGUUAAAGUGAUUUUAGCCUAUUCUGAUCCUUAACUUGCUUCUCCUAAAUCCAAUUUUUCAUGAUUUUGAAUAGAUAAGGUUGGGAGUCAAGAAGCUACUUUUACAACAUUUUGCAUGAAAGGUUAUACUGCAACCACAUGAACCAAGGCCACCCAGGCAAAAUUUUGAGACAGAUUUUGAAAUCAGCCAAUCACAAGUCAAGAUCUAAGCAAUGGACAUGGUGGGGGUGGCCUCGGUUUGUGUGGUCGCACUGUAAGAUUAGGAGACAAAGGAUCUAUCAGUGCAGAUAACAGAUAUGACUUUCAUUGGUGUAUAGAUUGCUGAUCACAACCUCUUUAAUAGGCAUAGGUGCUGGCAUAGGAGGGGGUAUAAUGGCUCAAAUUGCAAGGACAACAACCGAAAAGGAAAGAACUGGGAUGUACUCCAUUGCAAUGGCCUUACGACAGUUUGGUUUGUUAGUAGGUAUGUUGAUAUCUGUUAUUACCUCGGGUUAUUUUAGGCAUACUCUAUUCAUAUAUUUUCCCUCUUAGUCCCUGCAUUAUUAAUUUAUUAUUUGAGCACUCUUAAUGGUUUUUGUGCCUCAUAUAAAAUAUUUCCCACCAAUUUUCUUUGUUGUUAUGUGAUUUUUAGGGCCUGGCUUCAACCUCUUUUUAAGGGAAUUCAAUGUGAAGUUAGGUCCAUUUUUGAUUGACAAGUACACUGCACCUGGUGUAAGUUGAGAUUUGAUUGAUAAAACAUAUUAUUAUUCAUUCAAACUAUUUCCCUGAUUCUGACUGGCUAAAAGCACAUGUUUAAUUCACCAUGACCAGUCACUGAUAACCAAAUUUGGAAGAAAUUUGACUUAAACGAGGAAAUGACGUCAAAAAUGCAGUGUUUUCGUGGGUUAAGGCACUGUUAACCGAGAAGAUCUGGGGACGAGUUUGAGUUGUUUUGGUUGUGAACUUCCAAAAAUGGCGGACAUUUCACUCGUUUCAAGAGUAAGAACUAGGCGAAAAAAUAGCUUAAAAUAUGGCAAGAACAGCAAGAAGACAACUCGAAGGGCAAAAUCUGCUAUUUGGAGAAUAUUAAUUUUGCGGAGCUGGACAAACCUAAAUGUACACUAUCGAAGAUGAACUGAACAUCGAUGGAUCGAUGGAGGUAAGCACGUUUUAGUUAUGUUUUUAAACUAGGAAUUAUUUUGAAUGAAUAAUAAAACAGUUAUUGAAUUCGGCUUUCGUAUCAUAUGAAGAAUUAUGGAGAUCUCGGAGGGUGUUAUCCUCCUCAAAAUAUGGCCUCGACGGAUAACACCCUCCUCGAUCUCCAUAAUUCUUCAUAAGAUACUCAGCCUCAUUUGUUAACUGUCAUUAUUCUGAAUUAUUCUGACUGUCUUCGUAACUGUGAAUUCUGAUACACUUUGUUUAUUUCGGACAAUAUGGCCAUAAUUUUUGUUGUUGUUUUUGUUAGCCUUGCAGUUAAACUUGAUUUAUGAAUUUGGCCUUUUUGGUUAUUAGUAAUUUUUUCCCCUUAAUUUCAUACAUUGUGUGGGAAACCAGUAUGUAUUUUAUAACGGGUAUAUCAAACACGGUCUCUUAUAACAGUUUUUGCAAAUAGUUUGAGCUGGCCAAGGAUCAGGUCAAUACUCGUAGGCAGGCUUUAUGCUACAGAAACUGGUAUAGGCUCCGGCUGUUUGGGCCUUUGGCUCAUCUGCGCCUUUUCCUUUACCUUACAAACAUACACGGCUAUACCAACGAAUUUAUUUCUCAUUUUUUGUUUGGCAGAUCUUUAUGGCUGUUGUAUGGCUGAUCGUAGAGCUUAUAAUGGUGUUCUUUUACUUUGAUUUGCCAAACGUGAUGAGUAAAAAUGAUGAUGAGUUAUGUGUGUCAACUGAUAGCAGUGUUAACAACAUCAAUGGAAGUUAUCGCAAACGUUGGAGGACAAAUUCUGUAAUGGAUGAUUGGCACUUGGCCCAAAGGUUGGUUUACUCUAUGUCAGUGGCAGGCAUUCGGUUGAUAUAUAUAUAUGGCGAAUGGUGAAAUCUAUUGGUAAGAGAUUCCUAGAUACUCUUGCUUGAAAAUCUGAGACCUUGUAGAAACAAGCUGCAUACUCUACAUUAAACUUCAUAUAAUCAUAAUUAUAGUACCUGCAUAUUUUUUUGUUUAACAAAAAAAAUCAGAUGAUUAAUACAUUAUUGCCCAACUCGCUUGCAUGGCAUCAUUGUCAUUCUUGAAAUUCAGCAUGGAAUUUUUUUGUGAAGUUAAAUUUGGUUCAGGUAUUUAAUUUUGCUUUUGCUUCAAGUCGAAGGGCUUUUUUUUGGUUUUAUCGUAUGACCCCAUUUGCAACUCCCUGUCACAAUCAGGGGUCUUGAAAACAAUUAUUAUUUAUCCACAAACAUUUUGUCAUAUUAGCUCCUGGUUAGUUUGCAGGCAGCAUCAUAUACUUUAACCCCAAUUCAUUUAUCACUGUAACAUUUGCAUUGCUAGAUCUCGUCAAAGAGGAAGUCAUUGUCAUUUUAGCUUCUCAGUUCAUGAUCUUUUUCAAUGAAACGGCUUUGGAGGUUUGUACUUAAAAAAUAACAGUUGAAAUUGUUUACUAAUCAAGGGCUGACUCUCACUAUGAAAAUCCAGAGAUUUCUCAGAUUUUUUGCCAAAACUGAUGUAGACUGGAAUAAGAACAAAAAUAUAUAGUUCUGGAUAAGUUCUUUUUUGGAGUAGAAAAUUAAAUUAAUUGAAACAGUAAUCCCCUUAGCUUUUCUGCUGGCCUGCAGCUGUUGCUUACAAGUGUUAUUGGCAAAUCUACUAGAGUUCCACUCACCCUUUUUUCAGUCCAAAUUGAGAAGAAAAAACUAUCUUUUAGAGCAGCCACUAGUUAUCUCUGCCCUUUGUCUGGAUCUGCCACUGUGCUUAUAUUUUUACUAAAGAAUUUCAUUUUGUUUCUUUUUUGUUGCAGUCUAUUUUCACUCCUUUGUCAGAGUAUCUUUUAGGUUGGAAAGAAAUUGAAAAUAGCAUUGCCUUUUGUUUAAUAGCUUUUGAGGUGAGAAUGUAUUUUUGCCAAUUUUUAGAAACCUAGUUUUGUUGGGAUUAGAUAAAAAAAGUUCUUUUUGUAGACUAUUAAUUCUUUUGUCUAAGCUUAAGAAAUUUGGCAUUUAAGAACCUUCAGGCUGCAGUUUGGCCACAUUCCCCCUAUAGAUGCAAGAACCAACCAUCUAUUAAUUUUUGAAAAAUGUUUUUGAACAGUGGUCGUGUUUGCAUUCAGCUAGAAUGCAGCAUGGGUGGUGACAUGACAACCUUGUAUGUACUCUGGUUGUCACGCAGUGUGACCCCUUCCCCCUUGUUGGAGAAUCUAUGCUCCUGUGUGAUAAAGCAAUUGCCCAUUUCCAAGUUGCCCUUGGCUUCUUUACUAAGGUAUGACCUGUGCACAGCUUUUCAUUUGGAAAUGAGUUUCAUUUGCUUGUGAAUGAGAACUGUUAUUCAGAUGAAAGGACGAGCACCAGGACUCACUUUGGGAAAGGGGCUAAAGGUAACACAGAAAUACCAGAAAGGAUCUGUGAAUCAGAAGUGAAUCUGCUCACAGGGUACUCAGAGAUGGCCUGUGUGGUCUUCUCAAAUUGCAAGAUUUGGAGUUGGGUAUCGGGUGUCAUGGCAUAGAAAAAAUUCAACCUCGUUUUAUAAUUUGAUAGCCAAGCCACUUAUACAAGAACUGUCUGAAAAUAUGCGAGUUAACUUUUUGAUUACCCAUUUGUUGUUUCCUUGUAGGCUAUUUCAGUAUUUAUUCUUGUGAGGAAGAUAAGUCUCAAGUUAGCUGACAGGUAAACAACCCGGGGGGGAGGGGAGAAGGGACUCCCAUGUGAAAGGGUUGGGGAUGCUCAUCGUGUCACUUAGGGGUGCAGUAAAUUUCAGAUUUUGGUCUCGCUUAGUGUGUUCUGGGCAAAACGCCAUUAUAUUUAGCCGUAAAGGUCUCUUUUAGGGUUGCUCUUGAAGAAAUGUUAAAAAAUGAUAUCUUUUCCAUUCGUUUUAUUUACUCGAUUCAUGCAAUCAAAGUUUAAAAUGAUCGCUUGUAGGGGUCAAAAAAAGGUUGGGCCAUGCCCAGAUUGGUCUCCUUUAGGGGUUUAUUUCAAAAUUUCUGACAAGCAUCCUCACCCCUUUCAUAUGGGAUCCCCCUUGGGGUAAACAAUGGUCAACAACCUUCAGGGUUAUCAUUAAGUGCCAGUAACCAGCCAAAAAAAAGUGAGGGACUGAAAGCUCCAAAUUGCCUACAGCACUGGAUUGCCAAGCCGACUACUAACACAUCCUACCUGUCUACUUAAAUACUUAAUGAGAAGCCUCAAACAGUCGUUGCCUUUGACUGGUGUCUACUACCCUAGCGCUGUGAGCUAAUACGUCCCUUCAAUUCCUCACUCACUCCUAAGGCUGUAACAAUACAUCAAACUAUCGAUUAAUCAUGAUAUUGAUGUUGCGAUAGCGAUGGAUCGAUAUUCAAAAUGAAACAUCAAUAACAAUCACUAUAGUUAGUAUGUUGAGUAUAAUGAUCGUCCGGGGUGAACGUAGUAGGACAGUUGUUGUUGACAGUGACAAAAAAGGAGAUGAUGAAAACUAUUGCAUUACUAUUGCAGUAGUACCUCCACUAUCACAAUACAAUCACAAUAAUGCAUGUGACCUAUUGCAAUACAAUAUGUAAAAGUCAAAAUUUCCUCAACAGUCACCCCUACUCAGUCCCCAGCUAUUAUAUUAUUAUUAUGAGUGGUGUGUUAUGAGAGUAUGAGGUGGGUAUUUAGCAGGGGUAGAUGGAGAGGACAAAUCAGGAUUAGAAGAUUCUUCUUUUUCCCCUCUUACUGUUUUGUUUUCUCUGUCUUUUGUAGGUGGUUAAUAGUUAUUGGAAUUGCUUUUGAGGGUUUUGCGCUAGUUUGGUAUCUUGCUCUUUUAGCCAAUGCAAAGCCAUGUAAGUUACUGUCCACAGUACGAAAAAAUGACAAGUAAAUAUAUGGCAAACAUGGUAAAUGCCACAUUUGCCUAGUUAUCUACACCCCCCUGGUAUUUACUAUGUUUGCCAUAUAUUUACUCCUCAGUAUUUACUCAUUUGUGACAUAUAAGUUUACAGAGAGCAAAUUUGUGCAAAUCCAUUUUUUCAUCCAGUGUGAAGUAAUAAUGAAAUUGUCUUCAUAUGAUCAGAAGCUAUAUCUAUGCUUUCAGUUAGGAAAGGAGACUAUCCAGAAAAACAUUGUAGUGAAUAUAAAAAUGUUUGUUUGUAGGUAAAAUCUAUUCUCAGCUUAAUCCAGUAAUUAACCUAGCCAGAUUCACAUGUUUUUCCAAACCCUAAUUAUUUGUAGGAGACAAAAGUAUGUCUGGUUUACCCGAGAAUGUCUCCUUUAGUUCUAAUCCUCACCUAAACACAAGCAAUUCUGUCAAACAUUAAUUUUAGUCAUGUGAAAAUGGAAAAUAAUUUUUUGUAAUAUGAGGUACCCAAUGCCUGAGUUAAGUUAAGUUGUUGAUAUAAAGAGUUAUUAUUUUCGAAAGGAAUUUAAUUGAAAAUGCUACAUUCCAUGAGCUGGAAACACCUAUUAGAAUUUCUUGGUGGUUUCACCUUGCUAAUUAAGUAGUUUUUUUCUCUCCUUGAACUUCAAAUUUAACAAUGAGUAAAUGUCAGCUUUUUACCUGCAGGUUAGGUUACGAGUGCAGUGGCCUUUUUUAGUUUCUUUUUAAAUAAUCAGUCAAGAAAAAAAAACAUGUCAUAUUUCAAGAAAGGACACCACUUUUGCAGGUUAGUAUAGGUAAUAGCAUGAUUUGUAGUGAUAUUUGGCAUAAAUACCACGAGUGAUAUUUCAAAAUUGUUAUACAUAAUUUCACAAGUUGUUAGGCGAGUGAAAUUUGAGACAAUUUUGAAAUAUCGCUAGUGGUAUUUAUGCCAAAUAUCACAUAGCCUGCGUAGCAGGCGCUUGCAAGUAGUGGGCACAAGAAAAAACGGGCGCGCGAGAAGGAGACACCCCUUGCGUGUCUCCCUCGCGCAUGCCCGUUCUCUCUUUUGCCCGCUACUUCCAAGCGCCUGCUACGCAGGCUAAAUAUCACGUACAAGGCAUGCUAUUAUUUGUUUAUACUACUACCCGCAAAAGGUGUGUAAUUUUCACAUGUAAUAAGGUGAAAUACCACUGCUCUAAGCCUAUCAAAUUCCAGAAAUUUCUCAUGUAGUAGUAUAAAUAAAGAAAUAACAACUGUAUUUUUCUCUCUUUUUUUUCAGAUGAGUCAAUUGUCUUGCCUACCCUUAUAGUUGGAACCUUAGUAAUUGUGUUUGGUUUGCCGUUUUUCGCUGUGGCAAAUGUUUCCCUUUACUCUAAAAUUACUGAUGAGAAAACACAAGGUAAAUCAAGCAACACAGAACAGCCAACUGACUGCAGGUUGCUGGUUAUAAAAUUAUUACUAGUUUAAAAAGAAGUUGCUUCCCCUCAAUUUUUAACUGUGAUGGCAUUAAAAAAUGCCCUAGGAACAUCCACCCUAAAUUUAUGAUGGUUUGGUUCGUUAAGUGAAUACAUGGUCAUGCAUGCUACAGUGGAACCUCGAUUUAAUGAAGUGCCAAGGGACUGGCAAAAUGUGUUCACUAUAACGAGGUUUAGUUAUAUCAAGGUUCUUUUUCAUAUAUUUUACCAUUACUGGGGUAAAGAAAAUCGUUCGUUUUUUCGAGGACUUCGUUACAUAGAGGUUUGUUAUAUCGAGGUUCCACUACAAAAGUCCUUAAUGACCUUAAUCUUCAGUGGAUUAGAAAUUGUAGUGAAUAAAGUAGGAAAAUUUUGUCUUGUGGUUUUGUGUAGAUUUCUUUCUAGGUUUUUUUUGUUGUUGUUGUUUUCGUUGCCAAUUUUUGGUUUGAAUUAUGCAAAAUAAUUUGUAAGGUUAAAUUUGUAUUUUCUUUGUCCAACUGAAAUUAUUGAAAUUGAAUUUCUAUUGUGAAAAGAUUUUUUUUCUUGCUAGUUACCUAAACUUUCAGGAAAUUUUUUAAGAAGGCAGAUAUUCACACUGUCCGGAGUCCACAGUCGAGAUCUGUUACAGAGACGGGGGAGGGGGCCCUACAGAACCGGUCUGUGUUUUUCUAUGAGGCUGCUAUAAUAUGCCAUUCUUAUUUGGUUAUUCUGUGCUCUAUGUUGAUUCUGUGGUGGUCUUCCAGGCAUUGCUCAAGGUAUUCAGAGAUCGGUCACAGGCGUGGCAAUGAUCCUGGGUCCCUUGUGGGGAGGCGCACUCACCAAAAGGCUUUACCUGAUGUUGGGAGUCAUGGCUGGUCUCGAAGUCAUCUUAGCCGUAAGUUGAACAAGAGACGUGGUUUCGUUUGCCUCGUUCAUGUUUAUAGUUUUUGUAGAGCAAGAGGUUUCUGGGUAACUGACCAGCUACCCCUCCCCACUUUUGUCACAAUUUUGCUCUAAGUGAGAAGUUGACGUAGGGGAGGGGUGGGUGGUCACUUGUAACUCAGAAACCUCAAUCACCCAAAUCGGUACAAACUGUUAUACAUUAAGCCAAUUUUCACUUGCUUAUUUCAUCCUUUCUUGUUUAGAUUUUAAUGUUCUUGUCCUUUCACCGUCUUAAAGUGCCAGAGAAACAAACACCUCCUCCUCAGUAUGGUGAAAUAAACGCGGACAAUGAGCGACAACCGUUGCUGGCGUGAUUGGAGGGAAGGUCUUGGACAGAAGAGUUCUCUUGAAAUGAACUUCUAAGGAAGCGGUUGUCCGCUGGUUGCAGAGAUUCAAGACCAGCUCAUACCUAACGUUAAAUGGACGAUCUCUCGUAUAACACCUAAGGAGAAACCACCUUUAGGCCCGGUUCAGGUGCCGGACUUUUCAUGAGCCGAACCUAAUUCGAAUUAAGGCCGACCCAAAUUAUUUAGACCGGCUGAACUGAUUAAGACGCCGAUCUUAAUUCCAGCCGGACUUGAUUCAAAAGGUGAAAAAUAUUCAUUUCGGUAAAGUUGCUCAGAAACUACGUGACAUAAUAAUUAAUGCAUUUGGUUCGGCACAUGAAAAGUUCGGCUUCUGAAUCAAAGCCGAUCCAAAGUCGAGGCGAGAUGGGCGGGAAGAACGGCUAAGCCGUUCCAAAUUGAAACAGGCAUUCCUAAUUGACGCCGAACUUUUCGUGUACUUAAUUCAGUGAAGAGUUCGACGUCUGAACCGGGCUUUACUCACUGAAUAGAAAAUGAUAAAUUUUUCAGAAAACGAAACAAAGAAAUGUUACUGUAAAGUAAGAAAGAAUUUCGACAACAACGGCCCUAAGCUAACUGUCUUGAAUUAACAAAUUUCAAAUGACCACAUAGUGCACUGUAAAAAAUGGGAAAAUAUUAAUCUAAUAUUUAAUUGCACCAGGAAUCUAUCUGCACGAAAAGAAAUCAAAGAAAGUUCUUCGGAAAGAAACUAUUUCGACUGAAAAAAACUGCUCAGCGCGUGAAAACAGUAGGUUGAAGAUAUAUAUUUUAUCGGCUGUUUCUAUUCUUCACCUAAACUUUCAUUAGCGCAUUUUAAAAUAUUUACUAUAUGGAAGAAUAAAUAUAAGUUUUGUUUUGUAUUUAUAGAAAUAUCUCUUAAAAUAGAGAGAAGUGACAGAGAAGUGUGAAGUCAAGUUACCAUUGUAGCAAAUUUUCUGGAUCACAACAACGACAAAAAGCAAUACGUUUAUAUCAGCUAAACAACAACCUGCACGUACAUCACGGAUUUUUGUGCAUUUAUUUCCUAAUUUCUCGCGCUCGCUUUAUUCUCGGUAGGUGAGCACAACACAAUUUUUUUUCUUUUCUAUAAAACUUAGAUACGGCCCUUUCGGAUUCAACCCCAGAAAAUUUCGCCAAUAUUUGGCACAUUAUAUGAAAUUGAAUAAGAUAGAUGAAGUUUGAAACAGUGCGAACUCGCUUUUUGAGUGACGUUUUCGGUUUGUUGUCAUCCAGAAAUUUAUACUACCAUGGCAACGUGACGUAACGACUUCUCCUCUCUAUAUAUCCUGUUUCUUAUAAUUUUGAAUAACACACAUCAUGUAUACCCUAUGUUUGUAAUACUUGUCUUGUUUUAAGACUUCACUCCGACCCGUCAAGUUGCAUCCCUUGUUUCGUGUUGCUGAGUGUUUUGCCUCCAAGAAGGCACGGUCUUUUAUCUAAAACACUUAAUGAGGGCUUUUCUCAUCUAUCUUUGCUAUUAAUCCAGGUACUCGUAAGGAACUGCUCAACCCGUUAUGAGUUCCUGAAGAAAGGCAGUAGGUGAGAGUCACGGACGGCAGUGCCGGGAAUCUUUGCCGCCCAGUGUCCAUCCCUUGUGCAUGCAUGCAUGCAUUUUGUGCGGGUGCAUUAUGAUUCUCCUAUAAGUGCCCUUCUCAAAAGAAGAUCCCAACCCCUCGGUCGAACUACCGGUUUAACAGGCUUCCCACUCUUCUCUCUCCUCCAACGCACUUUAUGAACUAGUGACGAUAUCCAAAGUAGGUUGAGUUUGAUAUGUUAAGGAUAGCCAGGAACCUGUUACUCCCGGGAAUAAAGCCAGUUUUUCUUACCUUGAACUUCACUGAUUCAAUUUUGAAUUUCAGUUUCAAUAGCAUCACUUUCUUUUCCAUUAAGUCAGUUCAAGUUAGUUUUAGCCAGUUCAGAGAAAGAAGGUCUAAAUAAGUACCCUUAUCGCCCGGUGUUUGUUUCGGAGAAGACGCACAUUUCAGUUUUCCCGCGACACUGGUGAGACUUAGAACUGAGGAGUCACAGAGACUUGACAGACAAAUACGUGAAAGUCCUCUCCUCACAUUCGUUUUCAAAAGCCUAAAAUUUUGUCCACUCAGCGGAUAUCCAUCGGCACGGCUGGAAAGAGCGUCUUUCAAUCAGUAAAGUGGUCCAUUUAGGGAAUUCACUUAAGUGGCUGCACUUGCGAUUUUCGUAAGUGUUCACUUAAGUGUCGUUUAUGCAACAGAAUUUGCGGGUGUUGCAUAAAACUUUUUUUACAGGAAAAAUAACACGUAAAUUUACGGGACCUAUGUAGGUCCCGUAUCGUUACUGUUUUUACUAAAGUUAACGAGAUCUUUUACUGAGAAGUGAAAAAAAAGUAUUCUAAUGCGCUUUGUUAACCUCUCAUGGACACUUAAAGGCCGACUUUGUGAACAAAGAAGAAGAACUAUCAUUUUCAGUAGAUACUGAAGAAAAAUAACGUUUGCAUGCAAAUUUCAUUUUUUGAGAGGCUUAAAAGUGUUCGAAACGACUUUUAACUUUCUUUACACUCAGGUAGCUUAAAAAAAAAUGAGUGAAUCAUUAAGUGAAUCAUAAAGUACUAUAUCAAGGUUACGGUGCCCUUAAGUGAGCCCGUAAGUUACCACGUAAAACAGAAACUUACGACAGUGCUAAGUGCGUUCCAUGCAACACUCGUAAGUGUAUCCAUAACGGAUUCGUAAGUGACCUACUUAAGUGAGCAGUUAAGUGCAGAUUUUAUGCAACCGGGCCCAGAUUCGCGAAAUUUAACACACGUCUGUAUGGGGGGAGAGACGGGCAAGUUGUGCCCCAGCCACUUUGUGGACCCUAAAACUUGGCAACGUUACUGAUUUUUAGGUGUUCUUUCCAGCCGUGUUGACAGAUUUGGGGUCGAUUUUCGCUGACUGGUUCCAGUCAAAAGAAAGGGUCUAUUUCUUCAAUAAUACCUAGGAACGUAUUGUAAAUCUAAAGAUUCAAAAACAGCUUUGCCGUUUUCCUUUUAUUAUACCUGACAGUUCUAGAAAAUUAAAAUUCUUGCUUCAAUCUUGUUUAAUAGCAAGGAGAUUUUGACCCCAGUAGUCUAGAACCAAAUUACGUGCAAUUUAUAGAAUUAUAAAGUCAGUUUAAUGUAGUUAAGCUUGUCGUUGUGGUCAAUAACUUUCUUUUCAUCUUCUUUUUUUGUUUGCUGUUCAGGCAUAAUUGUUAUAAAUAAAUAAGGCUAACCCUUUUUUUUUUUUUUUUUUUUUUUUUGGCUACUGGGUACUUACAGUUUCUCCAGACUGUAAUAUUAAUCCCUGGGAUAUUUGAAUACCCCCGUUGCUAAUUAACAACGGCGGCAGGCACUACACUUUUGAUGUAUGGAAUGCAACAGAGCUUGUAAAGCUGCAUUCAUUCACGCGUGGUAAACAGAUCCGAGGAAACUACUCGAAUGAUAUUGCACGAUAAUUUACACCGGCUAGGAUAAACACAGUUCUUGAAGAAGGUUUAUUACACCAACAAACACUGCUCUAUCUAUACUACAUUUAUUUGGCGUCGGUCGGCUUUCAGCGAAGGUAAGCUUUAGUUGCCUUUACGUUCGAUCGAUGUGUGUAAAACCGAGAUUACAGCAUAUUGUUCUAUCUACACAUCAAAAAGUAGUUUUAUCACUAACUCAACCGAAUGUUUGAGGUGAGGAACGGGUGUCUGUUUGUUUCAAAUGUUCAGAACGCGGUUAAAUUUAAAUCGGUUAGGAGAAUCGGCUCUUAAUUUUUUUGCGGGUUGUUUAACCGCAGUGUUAGAGUGUUUAUGACAGCUUCUUGGUUUUAGCUCGACCUCUGUCUUCGAACUUGACAUUGGAAAAUGUUUACCAAUGGCGAGAUAUGUAACUCACAUGCUCUAAUGUGCUUUUUAUCACUGCUUGAGAACAUUUUCUCGCGUAAGUAUUUUAUGAGGAAAUCUUUUGUGAUCAUAACAUCCGUUUUUCACAAUAUUCUUAUUUCUCUGCUAACUCAAAUUCGGCUGUAUUUUGACGUCAAAAUUGCCACUGCCACAUUUUGUUGCAUUUUAAUAUUUCAAAAUCAAUGUUUGUUCAGACAACUGGAUGUUUUAAUUUCAUUUUAGAGUUUUAUUUUUAUACUUUGAGUACGAAAACAUUAUUUUAAAGACCGCUUAUUUUGUGCAACGACCUGAAAACAGCUGAAGUUAAAACGAUAAUUUGCCAAUCAUGAAACCCAUCUCUUUGGGUAUUUCACCAGAAAAAGAUAAUUCGAUCACCACAACUGCCACCAAGUAUUGCAAACGGCCUGGAAAAUGGCAAUUUUUGGUGAGAAAACAUUGGGGAAUGAAAUUUGUCUCAUGAGAUUGUGCUUUGUUUACAUUUCAAUCUUGUUACUACUACAUCAUCGGAUAUUCUGGUCGUUUAGCCGUAUGUUGCAGGGUAAUAUAAUCGUAUAAAGUGAAUGUCUAUGUUCUUGAUUUUGAUGAUCGAUAUUUAGAGCGUAUAUAUAUUGGCUUGAUUCCCUGGGAAUUCGCGCGCGAAGAAUAAAAUGAUGAUCGAAGGUCGGCUUUUUGCUGUGCGCAGUAGUAUUAUUGGAUACGCUGCAAACAAAAUGGCGGCCUGCAUGAGCUUUUACGUUGUGUUCAAUUCUGCUCUACAUGCCUCCGAUCUUGUACUUUGAUACCAUAUUUCAGUACUUGCAUUGUUGCUGAUUGAAAAUGAGCUUCGAGGUUUACAUAAGUUGUAAAUCUGCCUUGAAAACAACAACAAUUUCAUCAGCUUUGAAAGCUACUAGCUUUAAAAUCUAUUCAAUGCGUUUAAGUUGAUCUCAUGUAUGAGCUAGGUCCUGUUUUGCUUUCAUUCCCAGAUUUUAAUUUUCUCUCAAACUGGCACAUUUCAUGUCUGCUCCUUUUACGUUAAUUUUUUGUGUAAUAUUGUUCAUUAAUGUUUGCAUCCCCCUGUGAAUUAUUAAUUAUAGAUAAGAUUGUACAAGGCGAUUUUUUGAUAAUUGCACCUACCCAUAAGAAAUUUUGUGUGAAGAUCAACAGCAUUUUGGUAUAUAACAUUAUAAAUUUUUCUCCUGUAGUAGGUUCUACAUUUCUUAGAUUAUUUUAAAUUUGUAAAAAUUAUUACUGUAACUAUAUUAUCAAAUCAGGGAAAAUCCAAUGUAUCGUAGUCUUAGCCAGUAAGAAAAGGUAAUGAUUUUUGCAUUCCUGGCUAAGCAAUUAUGCUGUGACUACAGCAAAAGUUAAAAUUAAAGUUUCCACUUCCAGUUUAGCUCUUCCCAUCACCACAUCACUUGUCAACUCAAUUGCAAUUAGACAAGUUGAGUAUUGAUGUUGUUGUCAAUUUUUUUCAUUCAAGAAUGUGAUGUAGAAGACUAGAAGGACAUGGAAGGCCUGUCACUGGUGACAAGGGACAGCAUAUCACCAAGGUACUGUUUGUACCCUGAGCGAUAAAGAUAAUCUUUUUUUUAGAUUAAUUUCUAUGUGGCAGCGACAUGCCCACAAUGUUAUUGUCAGAGUUGGUAGUUUAAAUACUGCCGUUGAAGAUCCACUGAUCGACAUAACUAGCACUGUAGCCAAGUCAUUAUCAUUGGUUUCUAGAAGUCUACAAAAUACUGUAUUUUUUCAAGCAAAGCUGUAGCCAUUAUAAUGAAUGAAGGGUUUAGGUUAGACCAGCUUUUUCACAGCAGGCCUAAAGGUGUUUUCUUUUUGAUACUGCUCAGCUGGUGGCAAACCAUUUAUUUUGUCUUAAAAACUUCAGUCUUUUAUAGGGGAAAUUUUCACUGCCACAUGCAGUUUUAUUGUUUAAGUCUUGUAACCACGAAACAAUGUGGCACUAACUACUGCACUACUGCACCUUUCAAUAACAAAUGAACUCUGAAAUUUAAAGAAGCUAUAGUUUGUCGAGCACUGUGAAUGGCAAGGAUGGACAUUGUUUGAAACUUGAAAAAAAAUGGGCCUACUUUUUCAAGUUUUGAUACUUAAUGCCUUCAAAAAUCACCAGCCACACUGGAUUGAAAUCUACCAAUCACAAACCAUGACCUUUACCCUUCUUUUUUCUGAGAGGUCUGCUAAGAUGACUGACAGUAGCCUGCGAGCAAGCUAUCCGGGGCACUCUGGGGGCUGGGCGGGAAAAGGAAGGAGAGCUUGCAACUGCGUCUCAUCUGCCAAUUUCCCUGUGGCUCCCACUCACUUUCCGCCAAUCACCGUGAAGUGGAAACAAGUACAAAUGUAAACAAACAUUGAAAAACAAGCGCCUUGGGCAAUGACAUCAUUACUAAUGUCAUCUCCGCCAAUCAGCAUUUCACAUAGACUUUUUUGAUGCAGAUAUUCAAAUUCCAGAGACGUAGUUGCAAGCUCUCUUUCCUUUUCCCACCCUGCCACCAGAGCCCCCGGAGAGCUUGCUCGCAGGCUAGACUGACAGCAGCAAAGAUUGCAAACGUUAGUUGGCUUUUGAGCUUAAGAGUUUGCAUGUUAUGGAAAUCUACAGUAAGAGACACUUCAGUUCUACAGUUUCAGUGUGUUUUAAUGAAUAGAGGCAGGGAAUCAACUUCCACCUUGACAUUUAACACUAUUUUCUAAUAUUUUAAUAUUGUUGUUUUUAGAUUGCAGGUGGAUAUCAGAGACAGGCAUGAAACAGAAGUGAUAAAUAUCAAGAACUGUCACAGUGGAUUGGGUGAGUUUGUCUGGCCUUUAAUGUAUUAUAAGUUCGUUGAAUAUACAUGCAUUGCAUACAACAAUAAAAUUAAGUAAUAAAAUUAAUAUUGUAUUUAUAUUUUCCUUUGUUGUUGAUAUCUUUGUUAUGCAUUGGGUUAAUAUCAAUAUUAUCACUUUGCAACCAGGAAUCAAGAUCGCUGGUGGAAAAUCAGCUCUAGGAGCAGAUUUUGGGGUAUUUGUGAAGAAAGUUCUUAGCGGAGGUGUUGCUGAUCUAGAUGGUAAGAAUAAACACACAUCAUGAUUACAGAGUUGCCAGGAAGUUAUACUAUAUUACAUGGCAGAUUGGCUUGUAUAAUGAUAAUGAUGAUGAAUAAUAAUGGUUAUCUCAUAUUAGAUAAGCCAAUCUGGUAUGCAAUAACUUGUAUUAUCAUAUUAACACCAGUGAAAUACCAGGUGAGCUUUUGCACAAAAACAUAUACCGGUAACAUGUUAUUUUCACCUGUGAAAAGAUCACUGUUGCUAUGGCUACAUAAUGAAUCGCACCUUUUGCAGCAAAAAAGUAUUUAAGUGAAAUGGCUUGGAAUUACAUUGGUGUUUGUGUAAUACAACAACAAUCGAAUAGAAAUUUCGUAUCUCCGCACAGCCAUGUAAUAUCCUCUAUUAAUUUCCUUGUAAAACAUAAAACAUAUCCAAUGUAACAUUAAGAAAAUACAUUAUAAGGACACAGACUGGCUCUCCAAGUUAUCUUGCUUGGUAUUCGUAAUUUGCUGGUUUAGCAAUGCAAGUUGUACGUUUGUCAGUGAAUAUUAUCUAUGAUGGCUCUUUUUAUCAGGGAAGCUUAGAGAAGGUGACCAGUUGUUGGAGGUGAAUGGAUGCAGCCUACAUGGCGUGUCCAAUGAUAAGUAAGUUUAGCUUGAAGAAAGCUCCAUUGUAAAUUCCAAAUUAGAAAAUGGCGAACACCGGAAAUGUUUCAAGAACGUUUAUUGUGUUAUGACCAAUCACAGAGCUCCAAAUAAGGACAUGUGAGCUUGUCAUAAUACCAUAAACUUAUUUACCCAUGUAUUUGGGGUUUAAUUUUUUUGCCAUCUCAUAAGCUUUUCUUCCAACAAAAAUAUAACAUUCCAGAAAUGUUUCUGUUAUUAUUCACAGUUUUCUAAGUUUCACACUGAGUAAUAUUAUUGAUAAUAACCUUUUCAUUUUCUUACCUUUUUUUCACCAUCUUGAUUUCAUCUCCCUCUAUCUUGUCUUAUUCACCAUUUGCACAUCCCCCAUAAUACAUCAUGUUUGCUCCCCACAAAGUUUUGCAUAACCUUUGUUUUUCAUUUCUCCUGCGGGGCUCUCAUAGUACUGUGGGCAAUUUCGGGCUAUCACUCUCUCGCUUUACCCUUCCCCCCCCCCCAAAAAAAAAAAACUCCAAGCAGCCAGUUUUUUUAGCCGGCUGCCAGCACUUAAUUAUUAGAACCCUACUUCUUGUUAUUGAAGUUUUCCGAGGAGAAAUUAAAGGCAAUGCUCAUGCGAAAGUUUUUGGAGAGCAAACAAGGUGUGCAAAUGGUGAAUAGUGUUGGCAUUCCAAACUCUGACUGCAUCUUUUAGUUUUUCCUUUUCUUCUCUUUUUCAGAGCAAUGUCUUUACUGCGAAAUGCUGCUCAAUCAAAUCAGGCAAAACUUGUGGUUUGUAGGGAUGUUCAUGCUAGGUAAGCAAAUUAUUGGCAAAGGAAUAGCACCCGGUCGCUAAACCCCCAGACAUUAAUUUUAACCAUGGAACUUUUAACAUGGGCAACUUUCCAUUCAGCCAAAAAUUCUGGAAAUUUUGGUUAAAAAUCAAGUGGAACAGGCCAUUUUGGUUUGGUCUGACUGGAAUAUCAAGGACCACCGUUGAAAGUGAUCCACUUUGACCGGUCCAGUUAUUUUGGUCGGUUAGACCGAAAUGUCCCUUUCCAUUUGACAAAAUUGUUGUUUCCAGUACCACUCUCCUGUAUCCUGCUUACAAGGAGAAUAACCAAAUGCGCAGUGGCUUGGGUUGGGUCUGUCUAAUUGGAAUGUACCAUUCGAUAAAGAGGAAUCUCUUAAACUCCCAACCAGAAUUUCCAUGAAAUGGAAAGCACCGCUGGAUAAAAAUCUCCUCUUACCUUGUUCUUCUUUAGGCAAGAAUUUACUGCAUUAAUGGAGGCUUUGAAUGGAGGGCUAUCAUCUGCUGGUAUAACCAAUGGCACUGCUGUAAAUGGCUUCAUAAGAAGUAGUAGUUUUGGCAGUUCACGAGCAUCAACUCCUUCACCUACUAUGGGUAAGUGAACCUGGUUAUAUAACCUUAUAUCUCUUAUGGCAAUCUUGACCUCAUCAUAGGUGAGUUUGUGAACUUGUUCCUUGAACAUUGGUAGGAAGCAUAAGAAUAACCAACUAAGGUACAAUGACAAUGUAAACUACCCACAGCAACUCAGAAAGGAAUUUUGGAACUGAGCCACUUUUAUGACCCCAAAUAAAUUAUUCUUAUUGUCUUACAGGAAAACGCUCCUGGGUGAUGACAGCUGGUCAGAUGUCUCCCCUUGCAGGAGGUCGACAUGGUAGUCCUGUGCUUUCUCCCACAGGAUCACUUGACAGACCCUCAGCAAGUUUGCAGAGAAUGUACUCUAUGGAUCUACCAACUCUUCCUGUUGGUCCAACUGUAGUGCAACAUCCUCCUGGUAUGCCUAUGGUUUUAAUUCAUUUGUUUUUUCUGUGCACCAAAACAAAAUUCAAGCCACUGUAGAGCACACAAUUAAAUUCUACCUCAAGUGCCUCACUUACUUUAUGUGCUCUAGAAUUAUGGUAAAAUGUAUGGAAGCAUUUUUCUUCCAGUUCUUUGGCCUGAACACUGUCUGAUUGGUUGAAGCAAAUUUUCCUCGUGGCACAAUUAAUCACAAGUCCUACUGGCCAGAUCUGGGUAGUGAUAUUUUAUCAGUAUGGAAUUUCUGCACUCAUUCCUCAAUGAUCAUUUUGCUGGGAAACCAGUUGUGGUGUUGCAAAAUGUUGGCUCUUUUCUCAGGCUUCUAGCCAAAUAUAACCUUCAGUCACUUUGAUUAUUGCUUACAGGGGCAUAUGAACCUCCCUCUUACAACUCCAGUCUUCAAAAGCUGUCAGCAACAGCAAACAGAACACAGCAGUAUGCACGCCACUUCAAUGGUGCAACCCUUUCCCCACAGAGAUCCCCAGAAGAGAGGUCUCCAGAAUUCAAUGGUAACAGUCACCUGACUGUGGAACAACAAAGUGUUUCUUCAGAGGUCACUAAUGAUUCUGGCUUGCCAACUGACAGGCAUUCAACGAGUUCGUCUCCCACGUUUGAUCAUCCUGGUGAACUGCAGAGUAUUCAGAUACGGUACUCAACAGGGCUUGGCUUGUGCGUAGUUGGAGGUACAAACAGACCUGACGGGCCGCAUGUAUACAUUGAUGACAUCAUUGAAGGGGGCGACGCCCACAAGGUACGCUUGCUUAUAUCUGGGUGUAUAUUCUCCACUCUGAUUUCUAUACAUUUCCUAUGGUUAAGUUGAGGAGAAUUUGUUUAACAAUCAAGGCCUUUUUCUCUUGAUAAUCUUUCUCCUUAUUUUUAUGACCUUUGAUGUUUGAUUAAUAACCAGUGAUAUUUUGUGGAGAAAUUUGAUGUUGUUUUGUCUUAAGGUUUCAAUGGUAAAUUUAUUUCCUGCUGUACCCUAUUUAACAGAAAAGAUUGAAAAAAAAAGGAAAUAAACCCUUACAUGUACAAGUCGACAGGGGUGAAACUAGAAUUGGGGAGGGUUGCAUGCAUUUUUCAUAUUCCAAGUUUCUUUCCUUUUCUUUUUGGCUGUUGAUCACAUUAAGACUUUUGCUGUUGGAAAAGAAAUUGCUGUCAUUUGGCUCAACAGUAAAAACCCUAUUACUAAUUAAUAUUAUAUUUACAAUUAUUGUUGAUAUAACUUAUCAUUACUGUUUUUGUAAUCACUUUUAAAUCUGAAAUAGAACUGAUGUAUUCCAUGGUAUAUCUUUGUUGAUUUGGAACCUUUUUCAAAUGCUUUUUUUACAUUUGUGGUCAAACUAAGGUAGACUUCUUAUAAAGCUAUGUGAAAUUUGGCUUCUAAUGUAGUCUACCAUUGUCUUGUUAAGUUAAGAAACAAUAUAUAUUGCACCUUAUGUUUUAACUAUUUGUUAAAGCUUAGACAGAGAUUUGUGUUCAUCCAAUCAACAGAUUUCCUUGGAGUACGAUUGUGGGCAUCAAAGUCCCAAACUCCUCAAAAAUUAGAUAAAUCAAAUUUGCAUUUUAAUUUGCAUUUCAUUUUAAAUUCAUGCUUUAAUUUCUGGAUAUUUCCAAGCACCUGCUAAUACCUGCUUAUUGGUAAAAACAGUAAGACACACAGCUUUAUUUGUGUAGAUGGGGUAGACCUGACUCUACAUUGAAAACCAAACAAAAACAGAAGGCUCUACUCUCCUGUUUCAGGAUCGGAGACUCAAAAGAGGUGACAGACUUAUGUACAUAAAUGGAGAGACUCUUGUUGGAGUAACUCAUGAACAGGCAAAAUCUCUUCUCACCAGGCUCAAACUCAGGUAAAUAAACAUUGUUGAGAUAUAAAAACACUUGUUGAAAGCCUGAUGAGUGUUGUACAUUUUGAAAGCAUUUUGAUGUCUUUCAGCAAAUGUUUGGAUAUUUAUUGAUGUGUCUUUUGUCAAUAAAAAUGAAGGGGAAUUGUAUGAGGGUAACCCUUCACUGCAUGAUUGAUAAACCUGUGGCCUUAAUAGGCUAAAUACAAAAGCUUUAGUCAUUGUCACACUAAAAGGUAAGUAGAGAAACUUCACUGAAACCACUGAAAGUUCAUAAAUCAGGUCUUUGAAGCAAUUGAAACUGUUGUAAAAAUGGUGAUGGAAAAGUAGACCAUACAAUAUUUUCAUUGGUAAUAUUACAGUGGUUUUGUGGUAAACAUUUAAGGCUAGGAUGAAUCGGAAUGUUUCUGGUAGUUUAUGUUAUAACAAGAAAAAUAUGUAUAAUCUACCACUAUCAUUGAUUGAAAGCUCUUUUCUAUUGAUCCAGUUAUUUUUUCUCCCUAGAAUUAUUUUCAGAACAGAGGUUUCUUGAACUUCAGUGUAUUUCAAAAAUCAUUUGGUCUGGAAAAUUGAUUCCACAUUCUGUGGUUUUGAUACUCAUCAGAUUGUAUGUUCCUGUUAUAUUUCUUAGCAGUUGUAGUAAAUUAUGUUUGUUACCAUUAAACCAUUUACAAUGUUAUUACAAAAACAUUCGAGGAAUGUCUGGCUCUCUACCCAAAUUGAAACCUCAAGUGAACCCUUUAUUUUUUUAUUGUUGAAUGAUGUUCAAGGGAUGAAGGUGUGCUUGUUUCUUUUGCUGCUUUUUACCAUGUGCAUACUGUUUCCUGUGGCAUUAUUAAAUUAAUGCUUCAAAGCUGCUUGAGAAGUAAAGCAUGCCUAAAAGAGGAUAUUCUCUGCAAUUUUUUAUUGAAACGAUUUCAACUAUUUUUCCAGAGGACAAGAUGCUGAGGUUACAUUUAUACGUGGAGGAAUCAGACCUGGGAGUCUGACCCCGAAUGGAUCAGCAAGUCCCGCGUAUAACAGUCCCAGAAGACGCUCAGAAAAUGAUUUUCCCCCCACACAACUGAAUCUCAAUGGAAUUGAAAACUCUAGCUCUCCACUGUCAUCAAGAAGAAGUUCACAAGCAAGUGAUCCCGAUUUGAGUAACACUGAUAUUUUUAUGCAUGGACUUCUGGCAGGCAGCACUGGGCAGCCCGCUGACUCAGAAACAAGGGAGAGUACACCCAGGGUGGAGAUGUUUCAAAGCAGUCCACAGUCACAGGUCUCACCUCCUGCUAUAUCAGAUGCGCAACCAGCAGUUUUGCAGCCUGUGUCGCAUCAAAUGCAGAGAAUGGAAAAUGGUGUAGGAACCCAGGCAGGUGUUCAGAGUUCACACUCACAGCCUGUUAACGGCUUUUAUCAAGCUCCAACAGCGAUUCCUCCAAGAUUAUUCAAUGGAGGAUUUCAGCCGGCUUUGUCAUCAACACCUACAACUGUUGAUAGCGUGCCAAAUGGACUUGUUUUGAACCAACAGCGUGGUUCAUGGAACGGUCAACCAUAUGUUAAUGGAGGCUUAGGAGGCCAAUCUCUUGGAAAUCAUGCUGGCUUAUUUCCUGCUAAUGGUAUGUUUUACAUCUGUACUCUCAAGUUUUUUUUGCUUACCAUUGAUGAGGGUUGCUUUAAAGUGCAGUUGGGGUGAGGCAAAGAUUCUGGGAAGCUUCCCACCCACCCCUCCCCUCCCCUAACCCAACAUUAACAUUGACCUCUCACUUUGGGCAAAAUGUUGGUUUGUGCGAGGGGAGGGGCAGUAGCUGGCUGUUCCCAGAAUUUUACCUUUAAUCCUGCAGUUUUUCUCUAUGGGUGUUAUUUACACUCUCUCUUGCUCUGUCUUUGGCUACAACAUUUUCAAAACAGUUACCUUUAAAUUCAUUGUUGGAGUUUUAUUUUUGGUAGCAUACUCUUUCGCACUUUAAAUGUUGUUGCAAACACUUUGUUGAUGGAGGUGACUAUGUUUUCUUGAAGCAUUAAAAAAAGAUUGUACUAUACAUUUUUAGACUCAUUUUUUGAUUCUAGAAACUUUUUUGUUGAAUCUACAUUGAUUUAUUAUUAUACAUCAAACGAGUUAUUUAUUAAAGAAUAAAGAUCCAAUAAAAUUAUUUUUGCAUUUCAAAACAUUGCUUAUUUUAGAUUUCAAAGACAAACCAGUAAAGCCCACGAUAGAAUCAGUGUCAGUGAACUUAGCCAAGUUUUCUUCUUUUAAACAAUUGAUGUGUAAAUGAAUAAGUGCUAGGAGGUCUAUCAUUUGCCAAGUUUAGGAAAAACAGUAGCUAUAUCUGAUUUAUUUAUUAAUGAGAUGACACUAUCCUGCUUUGUAAGUGGUACAAUCUUUCUUAAAACACAAAACAAGAGAGAAAAACUCAUUUACAGGCCGGGCCAGGUGUUUGCUUACAAAUCUUAAAAAUUUUACAUUUGUGACUGGCUUCCAAAAUAAUGUAAACUCACUGCAAUUUUUACCAAGAAACUUUUUCUCGUGAGUCAUCAAACUGGGAAUUUUAAGGUAUCUUUUUUUGGUUAAAAAUUCAAAUCAAUUAUUCAGGAAAUGCUCAGAAAUGUUAAAACGUUUAAAGAUUUAUUUUGAUUACAUUUUGACGUAAACUUUUUUUUGCAGUGCAAAAUUCUUAUUUUUCUAAAAUCAGUUUUAAUGUGACUAGCGUUAAGUGAUUUCUCGUACUUUUUAUUAAGAUUCUGCCCCUGCCCUCUGCAUGAAUCGCUUUUAAUUUUACCUGGAAUUGUGUUCAGUAGCCCUUAAAAUACUAAGAGACGAAAGUCUUCUGCAGUGUCGUAAUAAUAUUAGACGUUCUAAUUAGUAAAUGUAGGAAGAUGAGUUGCAGAAGUGGCCGUACCAGCGUGACUAGAACAACUAAGCAGAUAACAAGAGGAAAAUUCAUUUUUUUAUGACACACUAUGACUGUUUUUUUGUUUCAUUUUUAGGAGCUGGGUCUCCUGUAACAGGAGCACAGCCUCACCAGCUACCACUAGGAUCUCUGCAUAUCAGCCCCGUGCAAACAGCUUUUGAGCCUUCAUCAGUACCAUACUACUUACAGCAGGACUUGGAAGCUCUGCAUCGAAUCUCACAGCAGUACGCGUCGCCACCUUUGAGCCUGCAGUCAGAUUCUGUUGGUCAGGGGUCACUUUUGACUACACAUGCACAGUCAUCUGGUAGCCCCAGAGUUAAACGACACGGUCGCGGUAGCCGACGACUCUCUCUCGACCCUUACACCAAGCUUCGAGUAGAAAAACUUGAAGUGGUUAGUUCUGUGUGUUCUUUUAGUGCCGUUCAUCUUGUCUAUGUAACAAUUAAGGUUUCCUCUUUUUAGAGAAGCCAGGGACUUACUUUCCGAAAGAUUUAAGGCAGAGAAAAUCCAGUUAUAUUCCUCAUUGUAUCGAAUGCGUGGAAAGGAGGCUUCCACGCCCACGCGAGGAGCAUCCGCAUCCACGUUAAUGAUAACGCCCACGCACGCAACAUCUGCUAGUCGUUUCUUCCAAAAUGUUUAAAAUGUUUACAUCUGAUUAAAGAAAGCAGGUUUUAACUGCCAGUCAGUUGACGAAGACAUGUUUAAACGCGGCAAAGAAUUAUUAUUUAUCUGAUACAAAUAGAACUUGUCCUUGUUUUUCAUGCUAUCGUUUCGAUGAAUUCUUUAAAACAGGACUUGGCCUAAUAAAAAAAAAAAACGGUCUUAAGGGAGGUAAAAUUUUACCCCUUGUCUCAGCUGUAUAAACAUGUAUUGUUCACCCUGUCAGUUCCCACUUUCUUUUUGUUAAAGGUUUCACCUGAUUUCUUAACAGUUUUAGUUUUGCAUGAUCCAUCCUUUGUAGCUACUGCGUUUUUGAACUAAGAGAUUUUUUGAAAUAUUUAUUCAGGCUUUGAGGUAUUUAGGAUUCAACCCAACUGAGGAACAACAGCGACAAUUAAGGCAAAGAUUGCCUGUUGAUCAGGGUGGAUUCGUCUCCUAUGGAGGUAAGUUGAUCACGUAAUUAAGUGAUCGAUAACAAUCAGGUCCUACACUCGCACAUUGCCUUUCAGCGCAUAAACAGCGCAAUAGCCUGCGUAGCAAGGGUUUUCGCGCGAGUUCAUCGGGAAAGUUGGGACGAGAGCAAAAAAGAGGAAUUUUUUUGCUCCCGCUCUAACUUUCGCGCGAUAACUCGAUUGGAAACGCUUGCUUCACAGGCUAACUGAAUUAAACAGCAGGCUAACAGCGCAGGCUACAGCUCGAUCAGUGAGCUCACAACGGUGGUACAACUACCCUGCAUUUGAAAGCCGUUCUCGCAAGUUUAAUAGACCAAUUUUGAUAUGUUAAAAUCAGACUUGGCACUGAGGCUUAGGGGAACUAAAACAAAGUGAAAGAAGUUUAGCAAUGAAUAAUACAUUUCUUUUUUUUAUUCCCCCAAACCUCGGAGCCAGGUAUGAAUUUUGAUAUAUCGAAACACGGGUCUACUCCGGGACAGCUGAAUCUCAUAAUUCCGAAUUAUGUAACUUAACGUCACUGAUGACUUUGUUUUGAUUUCAGAUUUUGUUCAUGCAGCGAGAAACGUGUUUGCUUUGGAACUGCAGGAUCACUCGCUGAGUACCUCAACCGUUCAGUUUGCGAUACAAGAUGUCAAUGCUGCAGCAACAGCGGCUGAAAACAACGCGUUUGAAAAGGUUUGCUGCCAUUCAAUAAAUAUACUGAUUAUUAUUAUUAUAAUAUUAUUAUUAUUGCUGAUUACAGUUUGAGUUAAUUGAUUGCGCUGUAAAAUUCCUUGCACUAACAUACGCGCACGUAAACUGCUAAAGGCAAAGAUGAGAUUUCCUGGCACUCCCGCAAAACUAUAAUCGUCCAUAAAAGGAAUCCGAAGUGGGUUUGAGUGGGGUAGCAAAGGCCUGAUCGAGAGUUAACUGAGUUAAUAUUGAAAAGAUACAAUCUAUUAAGUUUGGCUUCCUUGUUUAAGGCCUUGUUUAAGAACAACACGGAAUAAGCGUCAACAGAACUUUACACAAGUCAACACCCUGCUUAUGGCUUUUGAUGACUAAACUCUAGAGAUCCAACUAGUAAAAGAUUAGUACCCUGCUGAUGUGAGAAGAAUAAAAAACAUACUUGUUUAACCCGCUUUCCUUGUGCGUGAUACCAUGCAGCUGAAGAAAUUGUGUUUUUUUCAGAUGCAGCAGCAGUCGCAGCUAGCUUCCCUCGAGGCCAAGGCAAAACAAAGCGCGCAAAAUGCUGAGCGAAUUAGACGAGAAAGAGAUGAGGCUUUACGAGAGGUGCAACAUUUGAAGAAAUUACUGAAAAAGAAAGAAGAAGAAUGCCUGACCUCCGAAGAAGAGCUCAUGAAAGCAAGAAGGGUAAGGGCUCUGUGAGACUGAAAUGUUAGUUCUUGCCUUACACCUUUCUCAAAAGGACAAUUUUCAAAUAAGGCCAAGUGCAAAACCCUUGGAAAACGAGUCAUGGACUACACAGUUACCCUAUAACUUCCUGGAACCUAAAUAAAAUUCCCAUGCAUACAAACCCUUGUAAUUGAUGUUAUCCAAGACUGAUUCUCACCCAUGAGGUUGAGAGAUUUUCAAACCCUAAGUAAUUACUAUGGCCAAUCACAAUGCGCGAACACUAUCAAAUUAACCAAUCAGAUCUCGAAGCCAAUAAAUAAAGCCGGCACCAAGUAGGGGAAAUGCAAUUGGUGUUUUAAGUAGCUAGGCAAGCUACGAUGAAUUGUGAUUGGUCAAAAAGUGGCGCGAGGUUUUUCAGUUGGAAAUAAACCAUAUCCAUACAAAACUAAAGCAAUUACUAAAUGUCCUUACACACUAAAUUAAUUGAAACUCGCAGUAAUAGUCAGUGUUGAAUGUACCUCUAUAGACAAGAGCUGAAUCAGGAUCGUCUCCACUUUCCAGUGGAUUCGAAAGAUCAUUCUCUCAUAUUUUGUUUGUUAACAGGACGCUCAAGGUCUUUUAGAGGAAAGCAGAUCAUUAGAAAAGAAAGUUUACCUGGCGUCAGAGGCUCAGAGGGCUGCUAAGGAUGUUGAACAGGAUUAUGCUGAGGUGAGCAGAAAGUAUCCUCAUCAAGCCGUGAUUUUAUUUACUUUCUAUAUGAAGUUGAUUUGUCAGAAGGUAUAUUAACACCUGGUGUGACAUGUUUUCAUGCCAGUGGCACCUGACCCAUUUUUUACCGCGCUUGACAUCAGCUGGCCUGCCAGAGGGCCUUUUUCCCGCUCUUUUCCGCGCAAUUCAUUGGUUCACUGCGAUCACUGCGUAUUAAAUUGAUUGUCUUUUACCACCCUUUGCUUUAGUGUUGCUUUAAACGUAAAAAGCCUUGCAGUAUCCUUUCUCUGACUUCUCAUAAUGGUGUGUUAUCUUCUCUUUAGGUCAUACGUCUUUUAGAACAAGAACUGGAUUCGUUGAAGGCCAAACAGGCUGAACCCAAACCUGAUGUGGUGAGUUCUAAUUGCCCAUUUGUCAUCCUGUUUUUCCCCGUAUCAUUUAUAUUUAUGUAAUUUGGCUCCUAUUAAAAGUACCUUUUACCUGUCAGACUUGACGUAUUUUCUGUGUGAGGGAAAUACUUCGCUAGUCCUAAGCCAGAGCUUACUAGUGUGUUCUUUGUUUUGCAGAAAGAACUCCAAGAGUUGCAGAAAAGAUUGGUUGUUCUGGGUUGUCAACUUCGGAAAGCCGAAGUUAGUAAACGAACCUACGAAGUGGCAACGGAGAAGCUGAUACGCUUUGCCGAGGUAGGCCUGGGACUGAGCAACACUCAUAAAAAAGCAAUCCUCCCAGAAACUUAACUGAACGUUGCUGCAUUUUUUACUAACUGGUCCCUUCAUUUGUUUUGCAGAUGGUGCAUGAAAAUUUAACCGAAGGAGCGUCGAGAAUGUAAGUGGUACCUUGUUUAUUACACUUAACGUAUCAAUAGGUGAUCUGGGUAGGAUGGAAAGCUAGUGAAGAAUUAGUGAGCGCAGUCGUACAACCAGCUGCGCAUAAACACAUAUCGACAUUCCAGUCCCAGCUGUAUGCAGGAUGUUUGUCACAUGAACCUAGUUUAGUGGCUUUAGCUCCCUCAGGUGUCUUGUAGCUCAGUGUUAGAGCAUCUGGACUAGUAACUAGAGGGACACAGGUUCGAUUCCAGUUGGGAUUAUUAGGAGUCUUCCUUUCGAACCGUCCGUGUCACUGACUGAAAAAAUAUCUUUCUCUACACAUUCUUGUUUUACCGUCGCAUUUCUACCUUAUAUAGCUAUGCUAUAUAGCUAUAGCCAUGCGCUAAUGCGGUACCCCACUAAAUUUUUCUGGCAAUGUAAUCUUUUCUUUAAACAAUUCUUUUUAAAAGAAACUCGUUGUUGAUGUUGUAUCCGGUUUUUUUUCCCGCAUGUUGUUUCCAGGCCUCCGCAGCGUGGCAAAGGAGAGUCAGUACGUCGUGAAGGCAGUUCUAAUCCAAAACCACCUACUUACCUAUCCCGUCAUGCCAAGUUCACACCGGCUUCGCUCGCAAAGGAGGCUCGUGAGACUGUGAAGUCUGUCAAAACGCUAAUAGAAGAAGAACGUGAGUAUUACAACACUGUUUUAAAACAAAUCUCAGGAGCCUGCGUGGAAUUACCCCGAUGAUGGCGGGGAAGGGGAGUCUGGGGGAGAGAAAUCGUUGUUACGCACCUGACAUCCCCCUCUCCAUUCAAACGCUUGACACGCAUGCUCUGAUUACAGAGAAAACCAAUGAUUUCAAUUUCACAACUUAUUUUUACGAAUUGAUAUCAUAAAAAAUGUAGCCUAAAAUAUAAAUACAUAAAGUGAGUGUGAAAAUGGCUUGGUGCUUCGGUCCACUUCCCGUGUAAGUAGUCCCCUCCCUGGACACUGGAAUGAAACAGACGAUUUGUAAUUCUGAUUUUAGUUAAUACCUCAGAGCGCAGCGCGGCGCAGCGCGUACGCCGGAAACUACUCUACUGGUAUAGAUUCUGCUUGUGGUUAACGCAGAGGUGCCGGAGAACACGCCUAUCUGAUCAAAUAGUGCUGCCGUUUUUUGCCAAAAGUUGGCCAGUUCUGAAGAGGUCUUUAUUCACUAGCACGGCACCCCAGUAGAAAAUGGUGUUUAUCUUGUUAUGUCUCUUAAUCAUUUCCUCUCUUAUUUCUUUUCUCGAACCAGCUCUUCCUUUUGGUUGGGAAGAAGCCUACACUACAGAUGGAGUCAGAUACUAUAUCAAGUGAGUGCAGAUGAGAACACUUAGUCAUCGCCUCUUCACGUAACUUUACCUUUUUACACCCGUAGCUUGUCGCUUCAGUGCGUUUGGGAUAAGAACAACCAGUAUAAUAUCGUACUGUGUCUUGCUUUGAAAAUUCGCAAAUUUUGUACCUAUGACUCAUGAAAGUUCUCCCUGGACGGAAGAAAGUCAGGUUUUGAGAAAAAAAAUUCAUUUAGCGGAGAAUUCACUUCAUUUAGGAGUCAGCCCUUGUCUCAUGCCUUGUUAACUCCUGAUUCACAAAAAUGUUUGGUUCUAAGAAAUAUUUUUAGGUGAGCGAAAGUUGCUUCUACUUGUAAUGCAGCAGUCGCUAUCUUUGAUUUUACUACUACGGAAGACAAGCGAGUGUAGAAAUUACAACCCUUGGCGUAGGCGUAAGGGCAAAAGAAGGGGAAGGGGAGAGAAAAUGUCAUUCUCUCUCCCCGCCCCUUGAGUCGCAGGACAAACGACAAACAAGCCCUGGCUAAUUUUAAUGAUAGAACCACUUUUUGAUAAUGUCAAAUUCUUGUAUUUUGUUAUGCAGUCAUGUGACACAGCAAACGUCAUGGCUUCACCCUGUCAGCCAGGUUCAGCAUCUUCCUGCGAUCAAAGAAAACGAAGAUGGUGUCCGAGAAACGCAAACGUGACAGCCAAUGAUCAGUAUCGACAAAAAGUAACUAUGACGUGAUAUGAUAUUACAGCUUACAAGUCACGUGGUAUCCAUGUGAUGUGAUGGCUGAGCACAACUCGCAAAGCAACCAAGGAGACGAGCGCGGAUUGGAGCGUAGCAAAAGGCAUAGUCUAUGUUGCUUAUGAACCUUUACACGUGAGCAAACGUUUCACGUGAUGUACUGUGUACACGUGUUGGCUGAUACGACUUUACAGUGGGGAGCUCACGCAACCACGAGUCCACGACGACGACGACGGCAACGAUAGGUUUUAUGAGCAAAACAACAACUAUGCAGGUGCAUAACAUUUUAUCGUCACUGCACGACUAUGACCUGAGAUAUCCUUACGCGACCUUUUGUGAAAACACUUGCCGACGAAUCUUCCUUUUUCCUUUUUUUUUGCCUUGAAUGCGGUCUUUUCUGUUCAACUCCAGCAAAAUUUGCCUUUAACUGUCAAGUUAACCGAGAAGAACUAAUCGUAAUGAAGUGAGAAGAACGUGAACGCGUUUUAUUAGUGACAUUUUCACUGCCGUUGCUGUCGUGGUUGCGUGAACUUCCUGGUGUUAGGCCAAGAAUAUAGACCGAUCAUAAAGAUCGUCUGCUGUACCUAAAUGGACUUUCCGUACCUGCAGAUCCCUAUUGUAGUGAAAGGAAAUAAUAACUAAAAGUCAGAUUUUAUAUAUCUCGCAUAUUUAUUUGAUCCUUCUUUCAAUUCUUAUGGGCUAGGCUUUUCAUAGUGCCAUAUUCAUAACGUUUUAAACAAAUUAAAUGAGAGAAACACGGUUUGAAAUGGGUAUGUGCUUUAUGUGAGCGAGACCACUUCAGAUUAUAAAUUAUAGUGUGACUCACUCAGAACUAGAACAUACACCAACUGCAUACCAAAGUGUGAUUAAGUAUUUUAUCUUGAAUAAUGUAUUCUUAAGUGAAUGUUAUGAGUCGCAUAGAUAGGUGUUUAAAUAUCAUAUACUUCUGUCAAAGAAGUGCUUUUUGUUGCAUUUUUAAGCUUUAGAAUUUAAUCCCAGAGUGCAGAGUGAUUCUAUGAAACGUGUAUAUACUGUACUAGGCUAUUAUAUGAAAACUGGUGAUUUAUCAUUGGAUGUAUCUAUUAUCUUCGAGACGACUGUUGCUCCAUAUUUGUAAAUAGAAUCAUUCACAUUACAUUCGCAUUCAUUAUGAUCAUGUUAAGAUAUCCCAUUUCCCUCCACAGGAGAUCUGGCUUUAUUUUUGUGAAAUUAAUAAUGAUGUCAGAGAAUAAUUUUGACAGGGGGGAGGUGUGGUUGAAGGAAGAUGUCACGUGAUCACCACAGAUUGAUUCACUCAUUCCAUGAAAAAGAGUCUUCCUUUAUGACAACGGGAAAAAGUAUGUGAAUAAAUGAUAUUGUUAUCUGC
Messenger RNA from Porites lobata, 32768 nucleotides. The record is from the annotation of a GenBank genome assembly. Lineage: Eukaryota; Metazoa; Cnidaria; Anthozoa; Scleractinia; Poritidae.